GUGGAUUCUAGGGCAGUCUUAGGAUGGCAGUAGCUGCUGUCGCUAUAGGGUCACUUUUAUGUAAGGAUGAAGACAUUGCCAAGGAUCUAUGCGCCCUUUCGACACCAUAUGAGAAAGCCUCUGGUAAUUCCAAAAUUUGAGGCAACCAAGAAGAUAGAAAUUUCACCAUAUCUGAUCCUUCAAUACCUUCGGAUGUUAAGGACUGCAUCCUGGAGCCUCUCUCAUUUCCAGAAUAUUUAUGUGGUGUUUCUAGUCCAGAAGGUUCUCAGGUUGUUGUUUGCAUGUUUUGCAAUGAAAACUCUCCUUUAGCAGAAAAGGACAAACUUUUAAAGCAUAUGAUCUUGGAACACAAGCUUGUAAUAGCUGAUGUCAAACUUAUUGCAGACUUUGAAAGGUACAGUUUAUACUGGAAGAAACGAUUUACAGAGCAGCCUGUUACAGACUUUUGCAGUGUGAUCAGAACAAACUCUAAAGGACCCAUCGAGGAACAGGAGCAUUACUUUCUCCUCUGUGAUGCAUUGCCAGAAGAUCGCAUUUUAAGAGAACAGCUUCAGCAAAAGAGACUGGAAAAUGUUUUGGAGCAACAACAGCAAGAAAGGAAUGACACCAAUUUUCGCAGGGUGUGUAUGUUUUGCAGCGAAGAAUUCUCUGGAAACAGGUCUGUUCUGUUCAAUCAUAUGGCAAGAGAUCAUGCCUUUAAUGUAGGCUUGCCAGAUAACAUUGUGUACUGCACUGAAUUCUUGGAUCUAUUACAGAGCAAAAUUGAUAGUCUACAGUGUUUCUACUGUGAAAAGUUCUUCAGAGACAAAAACACACUCAAGGACCAUAUGAGAAAGAAACAGCAUAGAAGAAUUAAUGCAAAAAACCAUGAGUAUGAUCGAUUUUAUGUCAUCAACUAUUUGGAACUUGGAAAGUCUUGGGAAGAAGUGCAGUCGGAGGAUGACAGAGAACUAAUGGGCGAGGAAGAAGAAGAUUGGUCAGACUGGCAGGAGCACACUGUGUGUGCUGUUUGUCUGUUCUGUGAACAUCAGGCUGACUCAACAGAGAAUCUGUGCCUGCAUAUGAAGAACUCUCAUGAUUUUGACCUCCUGAAGAUAAAAGCUGAACUUGGUCUGAAAUUUUACCAGCAAGUAAAAUUGGUGAAUUUCAUUAGACGAGAACUGCAUCAGUGUCGCUGUUACAGCUGCCAGAAAAAGUUUAUUUUGAAAGAGGAUCUGAUAAACCAUUUGACAGAAGCCAGUCACAUUGCAUCACUGCCAGAUGUAUCGGUGUGGGACCAGCCUCAGUACUACUUUCCUACAUAUGAAAAUGAUUCCCUUCUCUGUGCGCUGUCCGAUGACAGUGACACCGAGUCAUCUGGAGUAGAUGGAAAUGAAAGUAUUCCUGUCUAUGCAGAAGAUGUGUCCAACCUGGAAGCUCUAAAACAGAACAGCAUUUUGAAUGAGAUCCUGAAAACAGAUACGUCAAAAAUGUAGAAAAGAGACACAUUUUGACAUCGUGAAAAUCGACUAAAUAACCCAAAACCAUCAAAGGGUGCUAAGCAGUGAAGGAGUUACUGACAGGCCAAACACUGUACUGCCUUGCAGCUAUCUGGAAAUGUAGUAUUUCUGUGGGGGUUUGCUUAUCUGUUCAAAAAAAAAAAAAAAGAAAAUAACUUUCCAUAUGAGUGACAGUACUGCACUGCGAUAGUAAAAAAAGACAUAUCCUGUGUGUGUGCAACCAUGCCAAGAUUGCUGCAAGUUCUCCAUAAGCACACACUGAAGAAAGAAGGAAGUAAAGAUUUAUUUAGAAUCUGAAAGUGAUAGCUUAAGUUCUUGAUUGGCCCCUCAGUUUUUACACAGUAGUGCCUCUUGAGCACCAUUGCCAACCCACAAUGUUAAACGAUUUUUUGAGGAAAUGGAUACAGUUGUAACUCCCUGGGUGGUAAGUGUAAAAAGAGCUACUGAGCUUGCUGGAUGCCUGAAAAUCUUCACUGUCAGAAUUCCACCCCCUCCCCUUAAUAUUUAUGCUUGCAUCAAUAGUGCAUUUACUAACCCCCUAUACCACCACAAAAUAUUCCAGAAACAGCCUCUCCCUGGACCCACUAGCAGUGACUGAAGGUACACAUUUUUUUACCUUUCCCUAUGGCUCAUUCUUUCAUAUUAAAUCUCUGGAUCAUGGAAAAGAUGGACUGUAUGUUAAUCUUAUCCGCAGUGUAACAUGCUGUAGGUGUUUUAAUAUCACUCAGGAAAGACAGCUUAGUUCAGCUUCAUAUACUGUGCAUUUCUUAAUGGGUCAGUUCUUUGUUUUAUACCAAAAAUUAGCAUACAUACAUUAAAUUCCAUUCCUUCUAUUAAACUUGUAAGAAAAACAAAUGCCAGGCUUAUGGAACUAAGACUGUAACAGCAAGUUUACAGUACGACAUCUCAUUGCCUGUGUGUUUUCACGUCAUUUAGUAAGACUUCACUGGAACUGAAUGGUUCAGUAUUAACUUCCCAUUUUAGUUUCUCUGCAGAAGGUUGCCUGAAAAUGUAACAGAAGUAAAACUGGACUGCAGAUUUGCAUGAAAUCAUUCUCUCUGUAAUGCUGUCACUUUGUUUUGUUUUGUUUUGUUUUUAAUAUGUUAUUGUCAGUUACACUGGUACAUAAAGGUUUAUCUAUACCAAAUGCUAAGUAUCUUA
Molecule: messenger RNA, 2660 nt
Organism: Protopterus annectens (West African lungfish)
Lineage: Eukaryota; Metazoa; Chordata; Ceratodontiformes; Protopteridae
Gene: ZNF277
Product: zinc finger protein 277
Exons: 13
Coding region: 282-1475 (397 amino acids)
Source: RefSeq, a predicted model, not a curated record